CUUUCGAUCACUUUUUACUCCCAUAAACCCCAGUUAUUGUGCGCCAACCUAGUCAUCAUUGACAAUGGACUUAUUGUUUGCAUUCCUGGGAUAUUUUUUUAUAAGCAUAACAUAUACCCUUCGUGUUUGUAUGAUUUCAGAAGCUUCUACUGAUAUCGAGGAUACCGAGGUACGUAUUCGGUGUAAGCUUAGAUGUUUGUUUUAUGCUCAUCAGUAUCAUUGUCAAUCGAAGAUUGACAACAUCGACAGCCGACUAUAACUGUUUUUUUUCCUGUAUAUAGCAGGAGAGCACCCAUCUACUGGGACAAGAGCAAAGAACGAGCAUUCUUCGGCUACCUACAGCAGUAUUGCCACAGGUUGCCGCGCAUCUUUCAAG
Zychaea mexicana is the source of this 376-nucleotide messenger RNA. RefSeq lists its product as uncharacterized. The transcript has a single exon. Lineage: Eukaryota; Fungi; Mucoromycota; Mucoromycetes; Mucorales; Lichtheimiaceae. The coding region runs from base 65 to 259 and encodes 64 amino acids. The record is from RefSeq and is a predicted model, not a curated record.